This is a messenger RNA of Lolium perenne, 682 nucleotides long. RefSeq lists its product as uncharacterized. The record is from RefSeq and is a predicted model, not a curated record. NCBI's taxonomy places the organism in Eukaryota, Viridiplantae, Streptophyta, Magnoliopsida, Poales, Poaceae.
UAGAAGCACGCAACCGUCUCCCCCGGAUCUGGCUGCCCAUUCUCUGCCUCGAGUCCUCCCCUAGUCGCCUCCCCGUCUGCCGGCGACCAAACCCUACCAGAUCGCCGCGCACCUCCGCCGGCCAUGGAGAGCUGGGCGAGCUGGUUCGGAUCCGGCGUCACCUCCGCCUUCUUCGCCUCGCUCGAGCGCUGCUCCUGCAUCAACCUCUCCACCGACGACGACGACGACGACCUCGACGGCGAGGCCCACGACCGCGCCCUCAUCCUCGCCGCCGACUCCGCGCCCUCCGACGCCGCCGCCCACAAGGAGACGGACGGCGGCAAGGAGCCGCCCCUCCCGCCCGUAUGACCGCCUCCGCCUCCUCCCCCCGCUCGCUCCCUUGCGUACGACUUACUCCUCCCCCUCUCUGAGGCGUCCUGUGCUGCUGUUGAUCUGAUGAACUGCUCUAUGCGUGUAUGUUGUUCGGGUGAAUAUUAUGCUACCGUGUACUAGUAAUCUCUUAGUGAAUUUAAUUUCUGUUCAAUGGACAAAUUCGGGUGGUGCACAUAGGGUCUGUCUGUCUGUCUACUUGUUCAUGCCAUGAAUCAUAGUCUGCUACGUUUUCACUAUAUAUGAUGAAAAUGGCCAUGACUGUAAAAAUACUUCCGAAUGCUUUCUUCUAUUACGACGCUUAAUUGUCGAA